Molecule: messenger RNA, 165 nt
Organism: Funneliformis mosseae
Lineage: Eukaryota; Fungi; Glomeromycota; Glomeromycetes; Glomerales; Glomeraceae
Source: the annotation of a GenBank genome assembly
UUAUUUUUGAAAGCUGAUCAUGUGUCCGAAAUUUCUGAGACAGCCUGUCCUGAAAAAAUCUUGCCAGAAGUAAAUACAUCUCAAAUCACUCCAGUUAAAGCAGAUGAUAAUGAUCUCACGAAUCUUAAGGAGGAAGAUUUCUGUGGCAAUAUGUCAGCAGAACCA